Messenger RNA from Megalobrama amblycephala (Wuchang bream), 744 nucleotides. It is a transcript of the gene nopchap1, whose product is annotated as NOP protein chaperone 1. Gene Ontology annotation, molecular function: box C/D methylation guide snoRNP complex binding. The record is from RefSeq and is a predicted model, not a curated record. The transcript has 4 exons. The coding region runs from base 87 to 563 and encodes 158 amino acids. Lineage: Eukaryota; Metazoa; Chordata; Actinopteri; Cypriniformes; Xenocyprididae. Gene Ontology annotation, biological process: box C/D snoRNP assembly.
CUACUCGACCCUUUAACGCGGAAGUUAUUAUGUUGUGUAAACACACAUGUGGAUAGCAGUGAAUUUGUACAUGUGAGGAGUAAACCAUGGCUCAAACACAGAACGAUAUCAAGAAAACCGUUUCUAAAGACUUGUUGACCUGUGGCAACGGAAAAGGAAUCCAUGACAAACUUCUGUUGAGCUCUAAAAGUGCUUCGCUCCAGACAGAAAGGGUCUCGAGAAGUAGUGUCUUGGACAGAUUGCAGAGUUUCCUUCCCCAGAUGGCCCAGGCCAACGAGUCCCUUAGACAGCAGAUGGACGAGGCUCCCACUGGUUCAUUUGACAUUGAGUGUGUGGAGAACGCAGAGAAAGUCAUUGAGAUGGAUGUGGCUCUGGUUGAGCUGGAGGAAUCGGACAGCAGUGAAGAGGAUGAGUCGUCAUCAUCAUCAUCAUCAUCAUCAUCAUCAUCUGAGGAAGACAGCUCAGAGGAAGAGGUGCAAACUGUCACUGCAAAGACGCUCAAACUUCCAGGUGAUAGAAAGAGAAAGGCUAACAUACAGGUGCUGGAGAAAGAGGGCGAGUGAGAGAACACAUACUGUCCACUGUAACUCUGGGAAACUCACGCCAGGCCAUUCCUGUGCCUAUGGAUGAAAUACAUGACUGUUCCAAGUCCGUUUUUGUUUGGAAUGAGCACAGACCAGUGAUUUGAUGUCUUGUCGAGCUGGCGGACUCAUACGAGGAACAUUUCAUGCAACUUUAGAGAUG